AGACUAAUAAAAAAAUGUACUAAAAUGAUAGGACAGCUGUCAGCUCUCUUUCCGUUUCCUUUUUCGUGAACGCUGCCAAAAUGAAAGCUAAGGGACAGUUGAAGGAAUACGAAGUCAUCGGCCGUAAAGUGCCAACUGAGAAGGAACCUCAAACUCCUCUCUACAAGAUGAGAAUCUUCGCCCCCGACAACAUUGUUGCCAAAUCUCGUUUCUGGUACUUCUUGCGUCAAUUGCAAAAGUUCAAGAAGACCACCGGUGAAAUCGUCUCCAUCAAACAAGUGUACGAGACCUCUCCCAUCAAAAUCAAGAACUUUGGCAUCUGGUUGCGUUACGAUUCCCGUUCCGGUACCCACAACAUGUACCGUGAAUACCGUGACUUGACUGUUGGUGGUGCUGUCACACAAUGUUACCGUGAUAUGGGUGCCCGUCAUCGUGCUCGUGCCCACUCCAUCCAAAUCAUCAAGGUUGAAUCUAUUGCCGCUAGCAAGACCCGCCGUACACAUGUCAAACAAUUCCACGACUCCAAGAUCAAGUUCCCCUUGGUACAACGUGUCCACCACAAGGGCAACAGGAAAUUGUUCUCCUACAGAAAACCCAGAACCUACUUCUUGUAAAUUGUCAUUAUAUUUUUUAAUGUCAAUCGUACAGCAGAUGAUGUGGGUUUUACUACAAUU
Molecule: messenger RNA, 674 nt
Organism: Lucilia cuprina (Australian sheep blowfly)
Lineage: Eukaryota; Metazoa; Arthropoda; Insecta; Diptera; Calliphoridae
Gene: RpL18A
Product: 60S ribosomal protein L18a
Exons: 2
Coding region: 81-614 (177 amino acids)
Biological process (GO): translation
Cellular component (GO): ribosome; cytosolic large ribosomal subunit
Molecular function (GO): structural constituent of ribosome
Source: RefSeq, a predicted model, not a curated record